Messenger RNA from Arachis duranensis, 1062 nucleotides. RefSeq names its product F-box protein AUF2-like. Gene Ontology annotation, molecular function: protein binding. NCBI's taxonomy places the organism in Eukaryota, Viridiplantae, Streptophyta, Magnoliopsida, Fabales, Fabaceae. The transcript has a single exon. The coding region runs from base 1 to 1062 and encodes 353 amino acids. The record is from RefSeq and is a predicted model, not a curated record.
AUGGAUUUUCUUUCUAAAUUGAAACAAAAACACCACCAAUCAAAUAAUAAUCUAUUUGAGCUUCUUCCAGACGAUGUAAUCCUUAUUAUCUUCAACAAAGUAAAAGAUGCCAAGACCCUUGUUAGGUGCUUCUCCGUCAACAAGCAUCUUGCCUCUCUCAUCCCCCAAACCGAUGUCGUAUCGCUCUCUCUCAUUGCCCCUCGCUCUUCUAACUCCCACUCUCUCGACAGGAACCACAACAACAAGGGUAAUUUCGUAAAACACGUUAAAUCCGGCGUUAAUUACUUAGCCACCAAGCUCCUCCAAAACUGCUAUGUUCCGACUGCCGCCCCCACCACAAGCAACAAACAAGAAGUCCCCUUCUCCUCCGACGAUACUCCGUGUCGGCGCCUUAGACUAUUCAGCCAUAUCUCGUACCUCCGGGUAGAGAUUCAUUCCGAUAUUACUGACGCCGGGAUUACAAGAUCCAGUGACGAAAUCUUCAAGUGGAAAGCCAGAUUCAGCGGCAGGUUAAAGAGUUGGACAUUGCUCUGCUGCUCGAAAAAGCUUCGCUACUUCGUCGGUGGCGGCGACUGGUGUCUGAAGUCGGGGGCGCUAACACAGUUCAAGGAGAGGGAGCAACGCAUGAACUUGAGUUUCAGAGAUGCGUACGCGAGAUAUCGCCUAGCGAGGGAGAUGGCGACACAGUUCGCAACGCUGAAGAAGGUGAAAGUGACCGAUGCAAAGAGGGAGGGAAUAUUAUCGAUGACGGAGGAUGAUAUUGGCGAUAUGAGAGAUUCGUGGAGGGAAGAAGAAGAGGGAGAAGAAGCGGUGUAUUUGUUACAGAUGUGGUACGUGCCGUUAUUGGAACUACCUAUGGCGAAAUGCAUGUGGAAAGAUGCUAUGUUCAUCGUGAUUCGACCUAUGGAUAUUAAUAGCAGACUGGUUGACUUUGGAUUUGACAGUGAUACAAGGGAGCAGAGGAUGUUCACGGAGGGGAUAAGAGAGAUCAUGAAGUCUCCCAAGGCCGACCGCCGUGCAUGGAGGUGGAACUCCACCCCUGUUGAUCGUCAGUUGCAGUGA